This is a messenger RNA of Oppiella nova, 685 nucleotides long. The record is from the annotation of a GenBank genome assembly. Lineage: Eukaryota; Metazoa; Arthropoda; Arachnida; Sarcoptiformes; Oppiidae.
AUGACAUUUCCUACAUUGAACUCACGCGAGGAAGCGGCAAAGAUAUCGUCCUCAAUGGUCAGCGAACUCCGGACUAAGUUCCUGGAAGUGGUGGCAAAGGCUCCGGAACUCUAUUACGACAAAGACGUUGAGAAACUCAAGACAAAUGACUGGUCACUCCAACGGUUCCUAAACCACAGCAAGUCUAAUGUGGAUAAAGCUGUUGAAUGUCUGGACGAAGCCAUGAAGUGGAGGAAGUCGUUCGGUGUCCGCGAGUUAAACGAUAAGGACUUCCCUCGCCUAACUCUACUACUGGACUGUAAGGACUCGGGUGUGAAAAACGCGGACAUGGACUUUAUGAAGUUCGCGCACCGGGUGCUCAACGACUACUACCCGGGUCUGGUGAACGCGGGCCUGAUCUACAAACUGCCCAAAGUUAUGGAAGCCAUCUAUAAACUGGUGAAGUCGUGGCUCAAUGAGGAACAGGAGAAGUUCUGUUACCUCAUCACCCGUAAGACUAUCGGCGAGUAUGCCUCCCCUCAAGAUUUGCCGGACUUCCUGUUGGGCACCAAUCAGGAGCCCUACCGUACGGUACCGGACGGCGCGCCCACCGCUCACGAGUUGGCCGAACGGUUAGGUAUUAAAGUAGAAAAGGCCGACAAACUGGUCAAACAUUUGGAGCCGUUUUAUAAUGAAUGAUCAGGGU